UUUAGUUGGGCCUCCUGAGUCCUAUCCAAAUGAGGCUGUAUAUCUCAAGGUUAUGCACCCAUUUCCUUCAUCCUAUUUAUUCAAAUUGCAAAUAGGAAAAAUCGGAACAAAAUUCGUAAGCAAUGAAGUAAAUUACUUCCAGAAUACUACUUUUUAUAAUGCAUAUUUAGUUCCACCAGAACCGGAGCACGCUUGUACUCCAGUUGUGAAUGCUAGGAACCUAAGCAAUUCUAUCGCUUUCAUAAUGCGAGGUGGCUGUAGCUUUAUAACGAAGGCGUUUCAUGCUCAAUUAGCUGGAGCACUUUCCGUCAUAAUCUACGAUUAUGGUCGAGAAUCGGAUCUGAGGUUGACGAUGAUCCAAGAUGAAACAGAUCGUAAACUUACCUUACCUUGUGCUUUCAUGACUGGAAAGGACGGUUUACGUGAAUGA
Messenger RNA from Protopolystoma xenopodis, 430 nucleotides. Lineage: Eukaryota; Metazoa; Platyhelminthes; Monogenea; Polystomatidea; Polystomatidae. The record is from the annotation of a GenBank genome assembly.